Messenger RNA from Malus domestica (apple), 2380 nucleotides. Lineage: Eukaryota; Viridiplantae; Streptophyta; Magnoliopsida; Rosales; Rosaceae. The record is from RefSeq and is a predicted model, not a curated record.
AGUCACAUAAUUGGCUUUUCAGCUGUUUUUUAUGAUGUGAAUGGUCAGUAAGCUCACCGACAGCAAUGCCAUGUUGGUGGAUGUUGCUUAUGCAGCUGCUCGACAAUAGAGCUUCACUCCACAGCCACUAACUACAUCAAUAUCAGUUUCCAUUUGAAAUGAUCGUAAAUAUUGAUUAUUUCCUUGUCAAUCAUUUGUGGGUAUGAAUUUCUUAGUUAAUGUUUCUAUGUUGUCUGGCAGACUUGUUUUGUCGGCGUUUGGGAAAUUUCUUUGCAAUUGGUGGCUAAUUAGCCAGUCACAUAUAGCCAGAGAUGGCUUCUGUUUUGUGUGAAUGUUCAGUAAGCUCACCGAAAAUGGAUCCUGCUUACCGACCAAGCUUAAUGCAAAAAGACAGUGGUGUUUCUGGUGUUCUUCCAUUUUCCGGGUCAGACUUGGUUUUGAGUCCUUCCCAAUGGAGCAGUCAUGUCGUCGGAAAGGUUAGCUCAUGGAUUGACUUAGAUUCAGAAGAUGAGAUCCUCCGGUGCGAUUCAGAAACUACUUUGAAGCAAGAGAUAGCAUGGGCUUCUCAUUUGUCCCUGCAGGCAUGCCUUCUUCCAGCUCCAAAGGGGAAAUCCUGUGCUAAUUAUGCUCGAUGUGUAAAUCAGCUUUUACAGGGCCUAAGCAGUACGCAGUUGUGGUUGCGGCUUCCAUUGGUUAGGUCAGACAGUGAAACCAUGGAUGUGAACACUGAUUCCUUGGAUGAUUCUUGGGAGAUUUGGAAUUCAUUUCGUCUGCUAUGUGAACAUCAUAGUCAGUUAUCAGUUGCUCUUGAUGUUUUAAGUUCACUACCUUCUGUAAACUCUCUUGGACGCUGGUUUGGGGAAUCUGUUAGAGCAGCCAUAUUCAGUACUGAUUGCUUUCUAACAAAUGCCCGAGGCUAUCCAUGUCUGUCAAAGCGCCACCAGAAUCUUGUUCAUGGGCUUUUCAAUCAUUCUAUGCAGAUAGUUCUAUCAGGAGAACCAGUGCAUAGUCUUCCCAAGAUAAAUUCACAUAUAGCUGCCAAUGAUAAUGAUAAUAAUGUUGAUGGUGUCCAGAAACAUCCGUUGAGGCUGUAUUUGGAUUAUGUUGGCUAUCUCUACCAGAGGAUGGAUCCCCUUCCGGAGCAAGAACGGCUGGAGAUUGGUUACAGGGAUUACUUGCAGUCACCCUUACAGCCUCUCAUGGAUAAUCUAGAAGCUCAAACCUAUGAGACAUUUGAGAAGGACACAAUGAAAUAUAUUCAGUACCAAAGAGCAAUUUGUAGAGCUUUACAGGACAGGGUUCCAGAUGAUAAGGCAUCUUCAGUAACUACCGUAUUGAUGGUUGUAGGAGCAGGACGUGGACCUCUUGUAAGGGCAUCAUUGCAGGCAGCUGAAGAAACUGGGCGCAAGCUUAAAGUCUACGCUGUUGAAAAAAAUCCAAAUGCAGUUGUUACACUUCAUAGCUUGGUUAAACUGGAGGGGUGGGAAAACAUUGUUUCCAUAAUUUCAUGUGAUAUGCGUCACUGGGAUGCUCCAGAGAAAGCUGACAUUUUGGUUAGUGAAUUGUUGGGUUCUUUUGGUGAUAACGAGCUGUCUCCUGAGUGCCUUGAUGGAGCCCAGAGACUAUUGAAGGAUGAUGGAAUCUCGAUACCUUCAUCGUACACGAGUUUUAUCCAACCAGUGACUGCUUCAAAGCUUUACAAUGAUGUUAAGUCGCACAAAGAUAUUGCACACUUCGAAACUGCUUAUGUUGUUAAAUUGCACAACAUUGCAAGACUUGCUCCUCCUCAACCUGUGUUCACGUUUGAUCAUCCAAAUCGCUCAACUGACAAAAGCAAUAACCAGCACACGAAGUUGCAGUUUGGAAUAACAAGUGAUACUGGCUCAGCCAUGAUUCAUGGAUUUGCUGGCUAUUUUGAUGCAACACUAUACAAAGAAGUUCAUCUUGGCAUUGAACCAUCAACAUCAACACCAAACAUGUUUAGCUGGUUCCCAAUAUUUUUCCCACUAAGGAUACCAAUUACGCUUAGUCCUGGCGCUUCUCUUGACGUACAUUUUUGGCGGUGUUGUUGUCCUACCAAGGUUUGGUACGAAUGGUGCGUGGCAUCGCCCUCCACUUCGCCAAUUCACAACAGCAACGGACGUUCAUACUGGGUUGGGCUCUAGUAGCCCGGCGAUUUUGUUCAUUACAAUCUAGGUGGAAGCUGAUAUUGUUCCAUACGUAAUACGGGUUCAGUGGUUGAUCUGUCCUACAACUACUCUCGACAUCUACGCCCAUUGAAAUUCAGGGUUCAGGGUUUAGCGGUGUGAACUAGUUUUGGUGCCCCCGCCGCAGAAGGGGGCAAAAAUUUCACUCGAGUUCCUUUGUACGUAGAAUACAU